Molecule: messenger RNA, 1869 nt
Organism: Hypoxylon trugodes
Lineage: Eukaryota; Fungi; Ascomycota; Sordariomycetes; Xylariales; Hypoxylaceae
Product: HET-domain-containing protein
Exons: 1
Coding region: 125-1669 (514 amino acids)
Source: RefSeq, a predicted model, not a curated record
CCAGCUGAAUUUUCUUGGUGCCAGCCUCGAGCAGUUAACCCCCAAUCUCUUCCAUACCUCGACACGAACUAUACUCGAGCAAGAGACCCUCGUCCAUUCCCGGCCGUUCAUCUUCCGUGAUACAAUGGUUAUUAGAUUGAUCGAUACGAAAUCAGGGGGGUUUGUUCUUUUCGAAAGAGAAGAAGAAAUUCCUCCCUACGCAAUUCUUAGCCAUACAUGGGUCCACGGGGAAGAGAUUUCCUUCAAGGAAAUGCAAGAGAUUUCAAAUGAUCCCAACCAUCCCGCGCGAGAACGGUCCGGAUUCCGCAAGAUAGCGAACACAUGUUACCAAGCCCGAGGACAUAUGCUCGACUUCGCUUGGAUCGACACAUGCUGUAUUGACAAGAAAGAUCCGACCGAACUAGGAGAAGCCAUCAAUUCCAUGUUCAAAUGGUACCAGCAAGCAGCCAUUUGUUACGUAUACCUAGAAGAUUAUUCCGAAAUGGGAUCACUGGGAGGCUGCCGUUGGUUUUCAAGAGGAUGGUGUCUUCAAGAGCUGAUUGCACCAAAUAGGAUAAUAUUCUACGACCGGCAUUGGGAGCGAGUAGGCGAUAAGUUAAUGCUAGAGGAUUAUUUAUCCGACAUUACCAAUGUUGACAAGGAUAUCCUUCGUGGUGAACAAUCCUUAGACACAGUACCAAUAGCGAGAAGGAUGUCCUGGGCCGCAAAAAGGAACACCGCUAGAAUUGAAGACCAGGCAUAUUGCUUACUUGGAAUAUUUGAUAUUCACAUGCCUUUGCUUUACGGGGAAGGUGCUAACGCAUUCAUACGGUUUCAAGAGGAAAUAAUCAAAAGGUCUGAAGACCUCUCUAUCUUCGCCCCAGCCGCAGACGUCAUAGACAGCCAGGACGUCCCAGCCCAGCCUUGCAACCUACUAGCAACGAGCCCCAAAGAAUUCGCAAAUUUUGGACAGCUCACUCCUACGAGGGGGCUAGAUCUGACCGCACAACCAUUCACGAUGACCAACUUUGGUCUGAAUUUUCUUCAGCAAGAACUUGGCGUGUUUGUCAGUUGGGAGGAGCCAAUCUAUACAUUAUCAUUACAGUGCGAACUUGGACCCAACCAAAAGUUGUAUCUUCGCCUGCAGCAGAUCGCUCCCUCGAGAUUCAUACUGGUGAGAGGUUCGCGCGGAUUGACUCAGACAACAGACUCCCCUCAGGAAUUCUGGAGCACGGGGAGCAUCUAUAUCUCAGCUAAAUUCACGCCAGGUAUCAAAUCACUCAUCGAUAUUUCGUCAAAGCGCAUCAUUCGCUUUACCAUAGGGGGAGGAACCAAGAUAGGAUUUACCCCUGCCGACGACGAGAGUAGGCUUCAAUGGGACCACAGCCGUAAAGCGUUCUUCCUCACGUCGCGUAUCACUUACGUAUCAGUGAAGUUUGACAUACCCGGGAAGAUUAACAAUUACAUAUGUUGUUGUAUCAACCGAUCAAAUAAAUACGUCCGAUUCUGGACCUCGGGAGUUUGGGGUUCUGCGGAAAGAGACUCUAGAUCGGAACGCGAUGAACGGCGUCGGGCUAAAUAUGGGAAUAAACAUGCGGACGAAAUUCGAUUAAAUUCUACUAUGGCUAAAGUAAAACUGCGAGAGGAGGAAUACGGGUACUCUGUUGCGUUGAGAUUCGAUGACGAAUAACGGUGAACAAUAGGUACUAUAUCUAGGGACAGCUAGAAUUUCGCGUGGCAUACUUGGGUAAAAAUCACGAUGGGUGGUAUACGGUAACGGUUUGACAGGCGAACCAAUACUAACAUGUAUGUCCGUGCUAUUAUGCUAUUAUGAUAGGUCCCCUGAUAUAUAUCCUACUUAUAAAGUAAUAUAAAUAUUAAAAUAAAAAU